Messenger RNA from Venturia canescens, 1006 nucleotides. RefSeq names its product putative beta-carotene-binding protein. The transcript has 6 exons. The record is from RefSeq and is a predicted model, not a curated record. The coding region runs from base 217 to 963 and encodes 248 amino acids. Lineage: Eukaryota; Metazoa; Arthropoda; Insecta; Hymenoptera; Ichneumonidae.
CCGAUCGUUUUGCCGCCAGGCCCCAGGCCAACCACCCUGUUUUAAAGGUGUGAAUGCACCAGUCUUGUCUAAAACCUCGUCGUCGUUGUUCUCCUGUUCUCGUUCGGAUAGCUUUUACUAAUUCCAAAUCAUCUUUCACUUGGUCCAACGAGCGGAGAAAUUCCCUCGACCAUCGACCGGCUCUCAAUCGUCUUUUCCCGAUCGCGAAGCACGGACAUGUUCGCUCUGCUAGUCCGCGUGUGCGUUACCGCCUCGUUAGCGGGAAUUGCGCUUGCCGCGUUACCCCCCUACAUCAAGCCCUGCAAGCGAUCGGAUCCUGAACUCGACUUAUGCAUCACAAAGGCGAUCGAAAAUCUUCGGGAAAAACUUGCCGUGGGUAUUCCAGAACUUGAGGCUCCAGCUAUCGAGCCCUUGAAGCUCGAUCAAAUAAGGUUGCUGAGGGGACCUCAGGGAGCAAGACUCGAUAUCAAUUUGACAGACAUUCAGGUAAGUGGCCCGUCAAAAUUCAAGGUUCGAGAUCUCCGAGCCAACGUCGACGACGUAUCGUUCACCUUCAAGGUGAGCUUCGACACACUCAGCUUUCGUGGAAAGUACCAAAUAGAUGCGAGACUUUUACUUCUAAGGCUGGCUGGUGCGGGUGAUUUAACCGGAAGUUUCAGUGGUUAUGACUCGGACGUUAUCCUCCGAGCUGAAAAGAUCAUCAAAGGCGACAAAGUUUACUUAAACUUCGAGAAAAUAAAGCUGGUCAUCAAAGUGGGAAAAGCGAACGUGUAUCUCAGCAACUUAUUCGGCGGUGAUCCAAUCCUCGGACCAGCGAGCAAUCAAGUGCUGAACUCGAACAGUCAUCUCUUCCUGGACGAAGUUAAACCGGUGCUCGAAACAGCUCUGGCUGAUGUGUUCACAGACGUCACCAACAAAAUCACUGGAUCAUUCACUUACGACGAACUCUUCCCGGAUGAUUGAAAAGACACAAAAAGAAAAAAAAAGAAAAAUUUGAUCACUAUUA